Messenger RNA from Naegleria gruberi, 459 nucleotides. RefSeq lists its product as uncharacterized. The record is from RefSeq and is a predicted model, not a curated record. NCBI's taxonomy places the organism in Eukaryota, Heterolobosea, Eutetramitea, Acrasida, Naegleriidae. The transcript has a single exon. Bases 1 to 459 code for a protein of 152 amino acids.
AUGUCUUAUCAAGUCUACGAAUCAGGUGUCUUACCAGCCUCCAUCUCAACUGUGUGGCCACUCGUUAGUCAAUUCGAUGGCUCCCCAAAAUGGUCAGCUGUUGUUGAAGAGAGCACUAUUGAGAAUUCUGUAAAUCCACAAACCAUUGGCUCCAUUCGCUGUCUCAAAAUUCGAGGAGUUUCAACACCAGCAAGGGAGGAAUUAAUAGCCCUUGAUCAAAUCAAUCACACUUUUACUUACAAACUAUUGCAAGCUGGUGGGGCCUUUGCUGAGCUGCAAAACUACACAGCAACCAUCAAGGUCAGUGAAAUUACACUCACCAAUCAAACUUUCUUUGAGUGGAGUGUUCGAUUCAAUUGUCCUGCAGAGAGAAGUGAGGAUUUGACUCAGAUUGUGCACUCGGCCUAUCGUGGCGGAAUUCAAUCACUUAUUGAACAUCUCGAAUCUCCAAAGCAAUAA